GGCAGCAAAUCGCGCCAGGCCAGUGCGCAGGAUGUCAGAUCCAUCCCAGCGGAUUUAAAGUCGAUCCGGAUGAUCGGCAGGAUCGAGUGGACCUGUGGGACCGAGCUGCCAGUUGCUCUGUGGUUUCCACUGGGUGAUCACUGGAGGAGGGGGGGCAAAGCAUAAAUAAAAAAAAAUCGGAAUUUAAGAAUUGUGUUAUUGACCAGAAAGGGAAGGAGGAAGAGGUCUGCAAGGAGGACCCAGUUGAUCAAUCUUCCAGAUUACGCACGGUGAAUGUUGGCCGGUGUCUGGGUCUGCAAAGGAGCGACACAAUCAGAUACAAUCAGAAGGAACAGUAACCAAGCAGCAUGGAGCUGAUGAAAAUUGUGUUAUCCCUUCCCAUUCUUCUCUCUCCUGCAUGGACCAUAUCCCGUCACUCCUACCUGGACAGCAUCCUCCCCCCUCAUCCAGCAAAGCAGAGGAGCCUCCUCCCAGCCUUCAGGUUCUUGGAUGAGGCAUUGAGGUUUGAUCCCUGUUGUCUUAUGUCACCUCCUCCACCUCCGCUAUUUCCUCCUCCUCCUCGGCUUUGGAAGAGAGGCACACCUGGUGAAAUGGAUGAAACGCUAAGCUUAUUGCAAUCAAAUGUUUUUGGAGGCGAAGUGUUGGAUAAGAAACAGCCCGUCACUCCUACAUGUUCACCAGGGCCUCCUGGUCCUCCAGGACCACAAGGUCAUCAGGGUGAAAUUGGAUUGCCGGGUUUAAGGGGGCCAAAAGGGAGAAAGGGAGACAUUGGACGUCCAGGGCAAAGGGGCCGCCCUGGCGCUCCAGGUUCUCCAGGGAAACCAGGACUUCCAGGAUUUCCUGGUCCCCAAGGGCCCAAAGGAGAAAAGGGAGAGCCAGGACUCAUGGGUUUACCAGGGCUGCGAGGUCCACCAGGAACAAAGGGUUUACCUGGUUACAAAGGUGACAAGGGAGACCGUGGGGACCGUGGCCCAGUGGGACCAAAAGGAGAUAAGGGUUCAAUUGGUUUGCCAGGGAUGCUUGGACAGAAGGGUGAGGUGGGCCCAAAGGGAGAGCCUGGUGUUUCAGGGAAGAGAGGACCAGCUGGAAGACCAGGGAAAAGAGGCAAACAGGGUAUGAAGGGCCAUUCAGGAGCCCCUGGAGUCAUGGGGCCCCCAGGUCCUCAAGGUCCCAAUGGUCUCCCUGGGCCCCCUGGACCUCCAGCCUCAGGUCUCUAUCUGGUGGGGGAAAAAGGGGAGAAGGGCCUGCCAGGACCACCAGGUCGCUGCAACUGUGAUUCCGCACUCGGAACAAAUAAUGCCCCCUUCGGCAACUACUACACACAGCGACGUACCGGCAAUAAACUCACUGCAAUAUUUGUGGUGAACAAUGAAGAGGAGAUGGGCCGCCUUCAUGUAGAAAAUGCAAUUGUGUUAAGAAAAGAUAAGAGGAUGCUAUAUUUUAAGGAUAAAGACGGCUGGAGUCCAAUACAGCCAUUUCAGCAAUUCCAGUCUACCGAGACCAUCCCAGAGAGAGUUGGUGUAUGUGGGGAUGGGAAGGUUCAGGUCCAGCAUGGGGAGGAGUGCGAUGAUGGGAACCAGAUUGUCACUGACGCUUGUCUCAACUGUAAGUGGGCUUACUGUGGCGAUGGAUACCGACAUGAGGGAAUAGAAGAGUGUGAUGGAAAGGAUUUUGGUUAUCAGACCUGCAAAUCCUAUCUUCCUGGGUCCUUUGGGCAGCUUCAGUGCACUGAGUCGUGCUUCAUUGAUUCUACUGGCUGCAAGUACUUCACCUGAAUACAGAAGGCCUCUCAGAAAGCAAAAAAAUUGUUAUUCAGAUUUUAUCUGAAGUAUCAAAACUUUGAAAAAAAGGGGUGCACUGAAAGACUGCACUGAAGCAAAGCUGUUGUGUCUGCUCUAAGCCAUGAGACGUCAUGGAAGUUAGUGUUUUUGUUUUUUUACAUCCCCUGCAGUUCCCUCUCCUGUCCCACUGAGGUUUAGUCCUGAACGUGCCUCAGAGAACAGCUCCCUUGGCUGCAGCACUGUUAGAGAAACAUCAGAAAAGGCGGAAACCUUUGAACGAUGCAAUGACUGGAUCAUGUUAACUACACUGUUUAAGACUUGCAGACUGUUAAUGCAGAAAUAAGCUAUGUGCUCCUUCAUACAACACUUUUUAAAAAAAAUGUUGCAAUGUAUUUAAAUUAUGAAAACCCAAGGCAUCUGAUGAGGGACCUUACUCCUGUGCAAUGUAUGACAAAAUAUGUAUUUAUGAUGCGCAAUGUUGGUUUUGCAUGCAGAUAUAUAUAUAAGUGCACAAUAGACUGCUUUAUCUGUUAAAUGCUGUUACCAAAAAAUAUCCCUCUAGCAGAGAAGUUGCAAAUAAUCCGACAGAAAACAUGAAUGUCUUACUGCAAAAAAAUGCAAAGAACAUGUAGUUAUUGAAGCAGCAUGAAGUAUGAAUGCAUAAGUGUAUAUUUAAUAAAGUAAUAUCAGUAUAAA
Messenger RNA from Cyprinodon tularosa, 2477 nucleotides. RefSeq names its product acetylcholinesterase collagenic tail peptide-like. The record is from RefSeq and is a predicted model, not a curated record. The coding region runs from base 348 to 1775 and encodes 475 amino acids. The transcript has 18 exons. Lineage: Eukaryota; Metazoa; Chordata; Actinopteri; Cyprinodontiformes; Cyprinodontidae.